AUGGCCACUAUUUCUCGUCAGCCUUUUGCUCCACUCGACGGAGCUCGUUUGCAGGGCUUGACGAGCUUGAAGAACAGACAGAAUGCAAUUGCAUCCCCUUCCAAUACCAAACGCAAAGCCGAGCUCUUUGAUGCCGAUGAUUUCGAAAAUGUCGACCCUCUCGCCUCUGCUAAGCGCACCAAAGGCGCCUCGGGCACCCCAACCAAGGAUAUCCUGAAGAAGCCCAUGUCAUACGUUCUCACCAGAGCCGCCACCACACCUACUGCCCAUGUUCGAGCCUUGGCCAGCCCUGUAAAGCCUUCUACGGCACCUCGGCGAGCCCUUCAGCCCAAGUCUCCCAUUGCCAAGCUCAACACCAAUGUCACCAAGUCUUCGCCUAUUUCUGCCCCCGCUGGCCGUUCGCCAACUCGUGGAAAGAGAUCGGGCAUUCUUUCCAACCGACGACGCACCGCCGGCCCUUACACCCGCGUUGACCCCCCCUCAUUCUCCCUCGACUCUGCUGCUCCCUUUUCACUCGACGCCGCUCUCAAGGGCACGAUUCCCAGCUAUGGUUCUCGUCCUCGCUCCAAUGCUCUCUCACAGGGCAGUGCCCCGUCUCUCGGCGAGCCUGAUAUGAAGGCCAGCUGGUUCUUUGACAUCCACGAGGACACUCCGGAGCAGGAGAUGACCAACCUCCUUCAACACGGCACAUGCGUCUUGGACAUUUCAUCCGAUGAGGAGAGUGAGCAGAAGGCAAGGCGAGAAAAUGCCGAAGGCCGUGACAAGGAGAACAUCCCUCCUGUUGAUGAUGUAUCUCAAACAUCUGCACGGCGUGCUCGCGCUCUUGCUGCCGAUGACAUGAUUGUCGAGAAGGAGCGGAUCGCACUCGGCGAGAUGAACACGGCCGACUUUUACGCCGACGGGUGUGACAAGUCGUCUGUUAUUAUUGUGCCUGCAGAUGAUGAAGAGCAGGAACAGAGUGCAGACGAGGCACACACCGGGCAAGACUUUGCCUUUGCCCCAGAACUAGUGAAAACCAGCUCUCCCAGCAAGGAUAUUGAGGAGCUAAUGGCCAAGUCUGAGUCACCUUCGAAAGCAGCUGUUCUGCGGCCCAUUGAAGGCACUGGCGAAAGUUUUGAUCUGUGGGAGAGCGGGAGCGCACAGGAUGAAACAGAGCUCUCAUGA
Messenger RNA from Metarhizium brunneum ARSEF 3297, 1164 nucleotides. RefSeq lists its product as uncharacterized. The record is from RefSeq and is a predicted model, not a curated record. Lineage: Eukaryota; Fungi; Ascomycota; Sordariomycetes; Hypocreales; Clavicipitaceae.